AAUACAUUCCGUGGAUCUCUCGAACUCUUUAUGUAGAUCGGCAUCUAAAUCCAAACCCAUUCGAUUUCUUCUCCUCUAAUGGUUAUAUAACUUCCAUAUAAUCGAUCUGAUCAUCACUCAUCACUCAUCACUGCAAUCGUUACCAAUGGCGGACCAAAAACCACAGCUCUUUGAACUAAACAAUGGAACAAUCAAGGUUAUGGUCUCUAAUUAUGGUUGCACCAUCACAUCCUUGUUCGUUCCUGAUAAAGACGGAACAUUGGGUGAUGUUGUUCUUGGAUUUGACACUCUCGAACCCUAUCUGAAUGGUUCUGCACCCUACUUUGGUUGCAUUGUUGGGAGAGUUGCAAACAGGAUUAAAGAGGGGAAGUUCACACUCAAUGGGACUGAAUAUUCUCUUCCAAUUAACAAUGGUCCAAACAGUCUCCAUGGUGGGCUUAAAGGAUUUGACAAGGUUGUUUGGGAAGUCGUUGAGCAUAAACAGGGAGACAAUCCAUCAAUAACCUUUAAAUACCAUGCUCGUGAUGGGGAAGAAGGUAAUUGGUAUAAUGGAAUCAGAAAAGGAAUGGAAUGA
Molecule: messenger RNA, 574 nt
Organism: Lactuca saligna
Lineage: Eukaryota; Viridiplantae; Streptophyta; Magnoliopsida; Asterales; Asteraceae
Source: the annotation of a GenBank genome assembly